Messenger RNA from Alnus glutinosa, 898 nucleotides. RefSeq names its product pectinesterase inhibitor 9-like. The record is from RefSeq and is a predicted model, not a curated record. The transcript has a single exon. Gene Ontology annotation, biological process: negative regulation of catalytic activity. Gene Ontology annotation, molecular function: enzyme inhibitor activity. NCBI's taxonomy places the organism in Eukaryota, Viridiplantae, Streptophyta, Magnoliopsida, Fagales, Betulaceae. Bases 22 to 702 code for a protein of 226 amino acids.
AUAUAUAUCCCCCCAUUCCCCAUGGAUUUGAUUGUGAAAAAUAAAAAAUCCUACCAACUUUUAUCCUUGGGAGACAUGGCAAGAGUACUUGGGCUUUCCUUUCUACUUCUCUGCUUCGUUCUUCACAGGGCUGGCAUGGCAGAGUCGGGCGAUGCCAGACAUUCCAGCCCUACAGCUUUCAUCAAGUCCUCGUGCAAGGCCACUCGCUACCCUGCACUUUGCGUUCAUUGUCUUUCUGGUUACGCAAGUGCGAUUAGACAAAACGAGCGACAGCUAGCUCAAACAGCCUUGUCAGUGAGCUUAGCCAGGGCGCGUUCGGCUGCGGCGUUUGUGGCCAAGAUUACUAAGGUCAGGGGGAUCAAGGCCAGGGAGCAUCAAGGCGUCAAAGACUGCAUAGAGAAUUUGGGUGACAGCGUGGACAGGCUUAGCCAGUCGCUCCAGGAGCUUGGCCGUCUGGGCAGAGCUGGGGGACGUCGCGACUUCAUGUGGCACAUGAGCAACGUGCAAACAUGGGUCAGUGCGGCGCUUACUGACGACAACACUUGUCUCGAUGGGUUUGCCGGGCGGGUGUUUGAUGGAAAUGUCAAGGCUACUAUACAGAGAAGGGUCAACAAUGUUGCUCAAGUCACUAGCAACGCCCUUGCACUGGCCAACCGUUUUGCUUCAAGACACCGACCUUCAAUGGCAGCAGAAAAGCCUUAGAGAUCGAUUUCUCUAUCUUAACUAAGGUUUGUGCCUCAACUAGAUGUUGUCUUUGGGGGCUCUGUGUUCAUGCUUAAGGUUUGUAUUAAGCUUAUGUUUAGUACUGUUUGUCUUGUAUGCAUAGUGUCUGAGUGUCGUUUGCUAUAACAAGCUUUCUGAAGUGUCUUAAAAAAUCCCUUCAGCAAUUGAGCAACAA